AUGCACCAGGUUUUAUUUCCCUCUGUAGUGAUUUGGAAACUUUUCCAGAGCCGAAAGAGCAGCCGGAGAACAGUGCUUUUGGUUGGUCUCUGUGAGUCGGGUAAAACUCUUCUGUUUGUUAGGCUGUUAACAGGAAAUUUCCAAAGUACACAGACUUCCAUAACAGAUAAUUCUGCAUUGUACAGAGUAAAAAAUGACAAGAACACACACAUAACUUUGACUGACCUUCCAGGGCAUGAGAGCUUGCGACUUCAGUUUUUGGAUAGGUUCAAGGCUGCUGCUAGGGCAAUUGUGUUUGUUGUGGAUAGUGUAACAUUCCAGCGGGAGAUGAAAGAUGUGGCAGAAUUCCUGUACCAGAUCCUGAUUGACAACGUGGUGUUGAAAAAUGCCCCUCCCCUCCUAAUAGCAUGCAACAAGCAAGAUUUUACAAUGGCAAAAUCUUCCAAACUCAUUCAGCAGCAGCUGGAAAGAGAACUCAAUACCUUAAGAGUGACUGCCUCAGCUGCCCCAAGCACACUGGAUAGUUCAAACUCUGGAUCUGUCUCUCAGCUUGGAAAGAAGGGCAAGGAGUUUGACUUUUCCCAACUGCCCAUGAAAGUUGAAUUUAUUGAAUGCAGUGCAAAAGGAAGCAAAGGAGAGGAGGGCAGUGCAGAUAUUGAGGACUUAGAAAAAUGGAUAGGAAAAAUUGCGUGAUCUUUUUGAGGAGGAGGCAGUAGAGGCAGCCACUGGGAAAACAAUAUGAAUUGGAAUGGUACAAAAAAUUUAGAUUUCCAGGAACAGCCAAGAAUGUGGGGGAUGGCAAAGGAUGCAGUAAGGUGCAGGAACAACAACAAGUUCAUUCUUUAUUCUGCUUCGGGUUGCAUUCAUUCUGGUAUUCUCAUUCUUGGUGAAUACCUGCUUACUUGUUCAUCUCAUCUCAUUUUCUUCUCCCUUCCAUUGUCUGGGAAGUACUCAAGAAUGAAGAAUCAACUCUUGGGAAAGCUAUGCACUACUAACCAGUGAGAUGCCUCAGCAGGGGUUGACAUUGUGUGUAAUGGCUAGCAUUGCUGUCUCCCUGUAAGUUGUGCUUCUUCUGUAAACUGUACCUGAAUAAUAGGCUGCAGUGAGAUGCCUGGGAGAAGUUUUGAGGUUCUGUUUCCAUGUACAUUUUUCCAGUCAGGGAACGUGGCAAUGAUACAAUGCACCACAUAUUGCUAGAUUUAUAUUAUGGCAUUGGAAAUAUAUUUCUUGUAGAUGCUUCCCUAUUCUGUGGCUUGAUGCAAGAAUCCCAUUUUGUGCUUUAUUUCUUUGGGAUGUGUAAAAGUAAUAUUCCUGCAUAAAGCUCGGGCAAAGAGAAUGUUGACUAGGUGGUGAUAACAUCCUUUUCCAUUCUGGAUGAGCCACACUAUGGUGGACUUGGGUUUCCCCGCAGUGCCUUAAUUUAAGUUCUGUCAGUACCCCAAGUGUCAUAAGAACUGACUUAUUAGAAAGUACAACUGUCAGAAUUGAACUUGACUAUCAAAUCAGAUGCAACUACUCUAGUGCAUACCUUAAACAAUGUGCUUUGCUACACAGCCUAAGCUUUACAACAAAAAGGUGCUGCUUUGAAUUUCUUCAUCAUGUCACAGACUCAACUUAGAACAACUUCAUAAAAUAUGAAAGAUGCUUGUCACAUGUAAGUUGCAUUUCCCAGUGGUGAACACUACUGCCUGGGUGAGAGAUUUGUGUCUGCAGAAAUAUGAUAGGUGCAUGCCUGCAAUAGCCUUAUUUGGUUUCUGCUUUUGGACGCUUCCUUACUGACAUGUCCACAGGUGCAUGUCUAUUCUUUCAUUGAAUUUGUAAAAGUAUCUGUAUAUUGUGUGAAACAGCCAUAAGGUUUUGCGUAUAUCCAGCCAGUCCAUAUUUGUGUUCACGUCUAGUGGCUUAGCCAGCUUUCUGUGAUUUGCUCCAAAUUGUGGACUGACUGAAAAUUGGAAUUAUCCUUUUGCGAAUAUGUGUUGGGGCAUUUUGGACAUAAAGCAACAUGAUCCAACUGCUGAAAUCUGUUUCUGCUCUGGAAUGGUGUUGAGACGAAGUAUUCUGCUCUGACGUGCAGUUUAUGAGCUUCUUGCCAGGUCUGCACAACACUAGUGAAAGCUUGACCGUAAUCAUGGCUCAAGAUGCAAGAUGUUUUCCUGUAUAUAUUGCAUUCAUGAGCUGUAAAUAUGUAUGAGUUCAUGUCCUUUUAAGUUAUUAUUUGCAGGUAUCUAUAAAUAAAGAUGUUUAACUAA
Messenger RNA from Varanus komodoensis (Komodo dragon), 2249 nucleotides. It is a transcript of the gene SRPRB, whose product is annotated as SRP receptor subunit beta. The coding region runs from base 1 to 693 and encodes 230 amino acids. The record is from RefSeq and is a predicted model, not a curated record. Gene Ontology annotation, cellular component: signal recognition particle receptor complex. The transcript has 7 exons. Gene Ontology annotation, biological process: protein targeting to ER. Lineage: Eukaryota; Metazoa; Chordata; Lepidosauria; Squamata; Varanidae.